GUGUUUAUGUCUCAGUGUGUGACAAAUAAGAGGGAAAAAAAGGUAGCGCUUGGGCACACAACAAAGCGCCGGCUGACUGACGCGUAUAGAGUGCAAAGAUCCGGAGAAGCAGUCCACUCCCAGAGAUGACAACACGCCAGAGGACCAGCUUUCAAUUAACUCUGUAUUUAAACUAAAAGUUUGGCGCGUCGCAGAGGAGAGGAUCUGCUGUCAACUUCUCACCAAAUAAAAGUAUUCGCCUGCAAAAAUGCAGCGUCCGGGCGGUCAAGGGACAGCGUUUUCAAUCGACUCCCUCAUAGGAACCCCUCAGCCCAGGCCUGGACACCUGCUCUACACGGGCUAUCCUAUGUUCAUGCCGUAUAGACCUUUGGUCAUCCCACAGGCUUUAUCCCACUCGCCUUUAUCGUCUGGUAUACCUCCACUAGCGCCACUGGCUUCUUUUGCAGGACGGCUCACCAACACGUUCUGUGCCAGUUUGGGACAAGGAGUGCCAUCCAUGGUUGCACUCACCACAACGAUGCCAAGCUUCUCGGAUCCACCGGACAGUUUCUACCCUCCACAAGAGCUGCCUGGUCCCCGUCUGAGCGCCGCAGACUCUGUGACGAGGAGACAGGAAAGUCCGCACUCUGAGGAACUGCACAGCCGGGACAAGAGCUCUGAGCUGCUGAACUUCUCGGAAACUUUUCAAACAAUAUCAGGUGAGACCAAACUAUACAGUUCAGACGACGAGAAGUUGGACCUAAAAUCAGCUGACACCGUCUGCAGCGACAGAGAGGACAGCUCCGCAGACAGCGAGAACGAAAGUUUCUCGGACGGGAACACCUGUGGUCCUCUAUCCCAGAAGGGCAAACUAAAAACCGGCUCGCAAGAGACGCUGCCAACCGGCAGUUCAGCUGGGAAGAGCCGAAGGAGACGAACAGCUUUUACCAGCGAGCAGCUGCUCGAACUGGAAAAGGAGUUUCAUUGUAAAAAAUAUCUUUCUCUGACUGAACGCUCCCAGAUCGCACAUGCACUUAAACUGAGCGAGGUGCAGGUGAAGAUUUGGUUUCAGAACCGCAGGGCCAAGUGGAAACGGAUCAAAGCCGGUAACGUCAACAACCGGUCAGGAGAACCUGUGAGAAAUCCCAAAAUAGUGGUUCCCAUCCCUGUGCACGUCAACAGGUUUGCUGUGAGGAGUCAGCAUCAGCAAAUAGAGCAGGGGACCAGACCAUGAUCUCAGAUGAAAAAUCAGAACAUAUUAAUAAUAGAACACUUACAAUGACUCUCAUUUCCACUGACUUGUUGAACGCAUGAAGCACAAAAAGGAGAAUUCAGUUAUUUUGUCUGAGAGGGGACUGACAAAAAUAUCAGUUAUUUGGAAAUAUGCUGUCAUUUUUAUUUAUUAUUAUGUGAAUAUGUAAAUAGGAGUGUGUUUAAAAAAAUGGUACAAAAGGGCACUAUGAGAUGUGACUGUAAAUAUUUUCUAAUUAUUUAUAUUUAGGGCCAAAACGUUCUGUUGCUUAUGUGCAUGUCCUCAUUUGGUGAUGAUUUCUGGAUUUUGUGUUUCGUACAAUUUGUUGACCACAUUUGCAUGUAACUGGAGACGUUUUUACAUUUUCUUUGGCGGGUGUAGGAAGCAUCUUUGACAAAUAUUUGUGGGGGGAAAAAAAUAAAAUAAAAAAAAAAGAUCUGAAGGAAAUACGAACA
Molecule: messenger RNA, 1686 nt
Organism: Melanotaenia boesemani (Boeseman's rainbowfish)
Lineage: Eukaryota; Metazoa; Chordata; Actinopteri; Atheriniformes; Melanotaeniidae
Gene: gbx1
Product: gastrulation brain homeobox 1
Exons: 2
Coding region: 248-1213 (321 amino acids)
Biological process (GO): regulation of transcription by RNA polymerase II; regulation of nervous system development
Cellular component (GO): nucleus
Molecular function (GO): RNA polymerase II transcription regulatory region sequence-specific DNA binding; DNA-binding transcription factor activity, RNA polymerase II-specific
Source: RefSeq, a predicted model, not a curated record